CGAAAAACCGGAGAAAAAAAGAAGCAAGAAUUUUAUUAGACUUCUGAGCACAACUUGCACUUAUUUGAGUUCGUGUUUUUUUUUGUGUGUGCGAAAAUUCGAGAAUAUUAAUAGUAAUGGCGGCGCCAAUACAACAUGAAGAUUUGCUUAAGCUGAAGAGCUUCAUCGAGUUUGUGAACACAAAUCCAACGGUGUUGAAUAUGCCGCAACUGCAGUUUGUGAAGGAUUUCGUGGAGAAGUUCGGCGGCAAGGUGCCCGAUGGUGACUUCAAGAUGCCGGAAGCGGGCAGCAAAUGUCCAUUUGGUGGCGAUGCUGGCGGUGCCAAAGCAAAGCCGGCUGCUGAUGCUCCUUCGGCUAAAGCCGAUGAGGAUGAUUCCGAGGAAAGCGACUCCAAUGAAUCGGAGCCUGAAUCAGACAUUGAACUGGAUAUGGAAGGCGUCAUUGAAGCCGACAAAGAUGCUGCCCAGCCUAUGGGGGAUUCGUCCAAAGAGCCGACGGAAGAGGAAAUCGAUCAGGCUGGCGAUUUGCGUUCCCAGGCAGCUGCCGCCUAUGGCGAACAGAAAUUCGAUGAGGCCAUUAGCUUCUACAGCAAGGCCAUUGAACUCAAUCCGGGCAAUGCUUUAUUCUAUGCCAAGCGUGGCCAGGCAUUCCUCAAGCUGAAGAAACCAAAUGCCUGUAUUCGCGACUGCGACAAGGCUCUUGAACUUAACUGCGAUUCGGCGGCCGCCUACAAGUUCCGUGGACGUGCCCAUCGCUUGUUGGGAGAGUUCGAGAAGUCCGCAAAGGAUUUGCGUCAGGCAUGCAAACUGGACUUUGAUGAGGAGGCCGAUGAGUGGCUGCGCGAAGUCACACCGAAUGCCCAGAAGAUUGAGCAGCAUCGCAUCAAGCAGGAACGCAAGCAGGCGGAGCGUGACAUCAAGAAUCGCCAGCGUGCUCAGAGUCGUGCUCGCAAGGAGCAAGCCAAGCAGCAGAGUGCUGCGGGUGGCUCGUUCCCUGGCGGUUUCCCAGGUGCUGGUGGUUUCCCUGGAGCUGGUGGUUUCCCUGGCGCUGGUGGAUUCCCAGGUGCUGGCGGCUUCCCUGGCGCUGGAGCUGGUGGCAUGCCGGCUGGAUUUGAUAUGGGCGAUUUGAUGUCGAAAAUGAAGGAUCCUGAGGUUGCUGCGGCCAUGGAGGACAUUUUGGGCGAUCCGGCCAAAUUCUCCAAAUACAUUGGCAACCCCAAGGUGUCCAAUUUGAUGAAGACCUUCUUCCCGGGCGGUUUCCCCGGUGGCGAAGGAGCUGCUGGAGCAGCUGCCAGCGAUGCUGCUGGUAACAAUUCGAAUCCUUCGGGCAGCGAUGCGGAGGGCAAGUCAUCAACAAAUAGCAGCGAGGCACCAAAGCCCAAAAAGCAGGCGGACUUUGUGGAUGAUGGACUCGACUAGAAAGUCUACACAGCUUGACAACAGCAGCAACACAACAACAAUAACAAUUACAAUUACAAUCGAAACAUUUACCAAAAACAAUUGCACACAUAUAAACAAAAACAAACAAAGAAACACAUGAAAAAGAGCAAGACAGCAAGCAAAGAAACACACUAAAGAGAAAAGGAUAGCUAAAGGAAUGGGAAAAGACUUUAAAUGUAACAACAACAAAAACAAAAAAUAAUUUGAAUAAUUUGAAAUGUUGCGAUGCGCUGCUGUAUGUUAAUGAACAGCGUUAACUUUGCCAUAACACAAAGAAUACGACAGAAAAAAUGAGAAGAGCAACAAACAUGUUUCCUUAUUAACAUAUACAUAUAUAAAUUUAAAUUGAUAUAUUAAUAUAUAAAUAUAUCGAUAUGAUAUCUAGUUGAACUAACGCUCGAAAUGAGGAAAAACUAAAGCACGUGGGAAAAAUGAAAUGAAAACAAAGAGAAGCAAAAGCAAAUACAAUAAUUACACAACAUUAAACGAUUAGCCUUAAUUCUAACCCAAUAUUGAGAAGGAAUAAACAAUACACACACACACACAUAACACAUACAUGCAAACAUUAACAAGAAGAGCAAAAAACUCACGAAUGUAAUUGAAGUGGAGAUAAUUUGUGUACUGAACGUAGGAUUUGAAUUAAUAAGCAAUAAGCAAAAAUGCAUUUAUCAGUCAUUUAACACACACAACAAACGCAUCACACAUAUUCACAAUCAUCAUUUCCCACCUCCCAAUUUGGCCAAUAUAAAUUCGCAAAAUUCCCAAAAAUCUACGUUCCACAACUUCAACUUCAUCACAUCUUCACCAACCCAUUAUAAUACUA
Molecule: messenger RNA, 2262 nt
Organism: Drosophila albomicans
Lineage: Eukaryota; Metazoa; Arthropoda; Insecta; Diptera; Drosophilidae
Product: hsc70-interacting protein 1-like
Exons: 3
Coding region: 117-1418 (433 amino acids)
Molecular function (GO): Hsp70 protein binding; protein dimerization activity
Source: RefSeq, a predicted model, not a curated record